AUGGACUCCCAACUCGUCAACCAGCUGUUCAAACAGCUCUUUCGCCAUCACCCGGCAUGCCAAUCGCAGAAACACCUUCGCCAGCUUGCGACCGCGACAGCCCACAAUGGACACCGAGUACAGCAACACCACAGUCGACAGCAGCGACGACCAUACUCGAGCCAGCGUCGUGGCGCGAGCUCUCCCGUCGGAGAUGAGAGCCAAUGGCAGCAACGGACAAAGAUCUUGAAUCAGGAUAUGACCGAGGAGUACAAGAGAGCGCCAAUGGUGACAGCGGCCGAGCUCUGGGGGAGGAAACAGAGGCCACGUCGGGUCAAAAUGCUCCUAAGGGACUUUAUCGAAGACAGCCUCUACAACCCCAACUACGGCUACUUCUCCAAGCAAGUCACCAUCUUCACUCCCGGCGAGCCCUUCGACUUCCCCGCGCUCCGCGACGAGACCGAGUUCCAGAACGUCCUUUCCCAGCGCUAUGUCGAGUUCGAGGACAAGCUCGACGAGGUCUCUCCCUCGGACACGCGACAGCUCUGGUACACGCCGACGGAGCUCUUCCGCCCUUACUACGGCGAGGCCAUCGCCCGCUACCUCGUGGCCAACUACAAGCUGACGACGUACCCGUACCACGACCUGAUCAUCUACGAGAUGGGCGCCGGCCGCGGCACGCUCAUGCUCAACAUCCUCGACUACAUCCGCGACAUGGACCCGGACGUGUACGCGCGCACGCAGUACAAGGUCAUUGAGAUCAGCGACUCGCUGGCCAAAGUCCAGAACUCGACGCUGAUGCGGUCGGCCGCGGGGCGCGGACACCUCAACAAAGUGGAAAUCAUCAACCAGUCCAUCUUCGACUGGACGCAGCCCGUCCCCUCCCCGUGCUUCUUCCUGGCCUUCGAGGUCUUCGACAACUUCGCCCACGACGCCAUCCGCUACGACCUGGCGACCGAGACGCCCAUGCAGGCCGUCGUGCUGAUCAGCGAAUCCAACGACUUCUUCGAGUUCUACAGCCCCGUGCUGGAUCCCGUGGCCGCGCGCUACUUCCGGGUGCGGGACGCGGCCACUGGCGGGCGGUAUAAGGUGCCGUACCCGACCACGAAGCUGGGCAAGUGGGUUUCUUCCGUGAAGCCGUUCAGCAGCACCAUGAGCGAGCCCGAGUACAUCCCGACGCGGCUGAUGCAGUUCUUCGACGUGCUGAGCAAGUACUUCCCUGCGCAUCGGCUGCUGACGAGUGACUUCCACUCGCUGCCUGAUGCCGUGCCGGGGGUGAAUGCGCCGAUUGUUCAGACGAGGUAUCAACGGCGGCCGGUGCCGGUUACUACGCCUUUGGUCCAUCAAGGUUACUUCGACAUCAUGUUCCCCACAGAUUUCCGUGUGUCCGAACUCGUCUACCAGGCCAUCACCGGCAAGCUGUCCCGGGUCAUGUCUCACGAGGAGUUUAUGCGCAGCUGGGCCUACCUGGAAGAGACGGAGACGCAAAGUGGCGAGAACCCGCUGCUUAAGUGGUAUAAGAAUGCCAGUGUUAUGUAUACUGUAUAA
This is a messenger RNA of Neurospora tetraspora, 1527 nucleotides long. RefSeq names its product S-adenosyl-L-methionine-dependent methyltransferase. The record is from RefSeq and is a predicted model, not a curated record. Gene Ontology annotation, molecular function: protein-arginine omega-N symmetric methyltransferase activity. Gene Ontology annotation, cellular component: mitochondrion. The transcript is spliced from 3 exons. Lineage: Eukaryota; Fungi; Ascomycota; Sordariomycetes; Sordariales; Sordariaceae. Bases 1 to 1527 code for a protein of 508 amino acids.